AUUUUGCGGUGCUUCAGUGUGUGUUUGUUUGAAUUUUAAUUGCAUUAAUUACAUUUAUCAUUUUUAAAAUGUGGUGGAUUUUACGUCGAGCUCGGAUCACAGGCGCGUCGCUUUUCAGCCAGGCGUCCGGGACCGCCAAUAAUAACACCAAUAAAACAGAAACACGGCCACAACGUAAAGAUUACAAUCAGCUAUCGUCCAAUGAAAAACUUGACAACAGAAAAAUUGAAGAUGUGCACAUAGAUGAAGCCGAAGUAGAUUCCGACGCAAGCAGUACUGACUUAGACGAGCGAGACACGCGCAGUGUUUGCCCGCCUUGUACGCAUGAUCGAUACAACAACAACGUCCGAAGGCGCGCCCAUGAUGAUUUUAGCGAUGAUAGUGAUUACGAUGAAGCACUGACCUGCAACGUUUGUGAUAGAUCAUUCCCGAGUCGACGUCAGCUCAGUGACCACCAGCAGAAGAAAAGACAUUUUGGCUGCAGCUCCUGUGACAGUCUGUUCCCGUCGCUGAUGGCGCUCGAGCACCACAAGGAGGAGUUUCAGCACUGGAGCGACUCCUCCUACUGCUCGCACAGCGAUUCUGACGAGAGCGACGAAUGUCAUGAAGACAGGCAUCGAUUACUAUAAUGCCACCAUCUCAUUAUUGCCGGGGACAAACCAGCCGAGCUGGGCACUUUUGUUUAGUACCCUCUAGGAGCCUAGAUUGUAGGCGUGAUGCAAAUUCAGAUGUACAAUAACGUAACCAAUAUUCUUGAUCAUUGUUUAGUUUUAAAUUGAUUUUUAAGAUUUAUCUCAAUAGAGACUGCAAUGAAAAAACAAUUGAACAUCCUAGUCAAACUUAUUUUGAAAAAAAGUCAUUAAAUUUGGUUAAUAUUGACUAAUAUAAGAUGGACCUAUAUCAUGUAACUACUGUAUUUAGUAUCUCCGGAAAUAUUAUUUUUGCUAAGAAAGUGAUUGUCUGUAAAAACUUGCCAAUCCGCCAUACUCAUAAUUAAUUAUUUACUAAGUAUAUAUAUAUGAUUUGCGGACUUCAGAAAAUUUAUACUUCCGACUCUAGAAUAGAAAAUAUUUAAAUUUCAAUACUUACUUAAU
Messenger RNA from Nymphalis io (European peacock), 1094 nucleotides. RefSeq lists its product as uncharacterized. The transcript is spliced from 4 exons. NCBI's taxonomy places the organism in Eukaryota, Metazoa, Arthropoda, Insecta, Lepidoptera, Nymphalidae. The record is from RefSeq and is a predicted model, not a curated record. The coding region runs from base 69 to 629 and encodes 186 amino acids.